Lotus japonicus is the source of this 939-nucleotide messenger RNA. RefSeq lists its product as uncharacterized. The record is from RefSeq and is a predicted model, not a curated record. The transcript has a single exon. NCBI's taxonomy places the organism in Eukaryota, Viridiplantae, Streptophyta, Magnoliopsida, Fabales, Fabaceae. Bases 1 to 939 code for a protein of 312 amino acids.
AUGGGACACAAUACUGAUAAUUGCUGGACCUUGCGCAAGGAGAUUGAACGACUGAUCAAAGCGGGGCAUUUGUCCAACUUUGUCUCAGGAGAAAAUACACAGCCAGAAGCAGUCAAAAACACGGGCGGUGAUUUGUCAAAGGGCAAAGAGCUAGUUGAGGAGUUGGGAGUGCCCGCCGGGUCCUGCUCAUCAAUCGCAGGGAGAUUUGGCGGCGGGCGUGUAUCUAGCAAAGGAAGGAAAAGAUAUGUUGAGGCAGUAAACUCGGUGCACCACGCUUACGAGGGGGAAUGUUGGCUGAAUCAUACUCCUAUUACUUUCUCGCCAAAAGAUUUUGAUCAUGUGAUUCCGCAUGAUAAUGAUCCAAUAGUGGUGACUCUGCGCGUAAAUAACUAUGUUACUAAGAAAGUUUUUCUAGACCAAGGCAGUUCUAGAUACAUCAUAUAUGGCGAUGCAUUUGAGAGAUUGGGCUUAAAGGAGUCAGACUUAAAGCCAUAUACGGGGUGUUUAGUUGGAUUCACAGGCGAUCGGGCCAAGGUCCGAGGCUAUGUGGAAUUGGACACUGCUUUUGGUGAGGGCGAAUAUGUGAAGAAAUUUCAAGUAAAGUAUUUGAUUCUUCCAUGUAAGGCGACGUAUAAUGUGCUUCUUGGACGCGAUACUUUGAACAAAAUAUGUGCAAUAAUUUCAACCGCCCAUUUAACAGUAAAAUACCCAGCUUGCAAUGGAAAGGUGGGGAUCUUGAGGGUGGAUCAAGAGGCCGCCCGAGCAUGCUAUGCACAAAGUUUGGAACUUUAUGGUAAGAAGGCAGCUAAGGAAGCACAUCGCGUCACAGAAAUUUUUCCACAUGAAGAUUUUAAUUUGGAUCUUCGUGAUGAUUCGGAGGAGUUAAGACCUCAGCCGGCGAAGAAACCAAAUCUGUUCACUUAUCUGGGCGUGCUUUGA